Molecule: messenger RNA, 1143 nt
Organism: Melospiza melodia melodia
Lineage: Eukaryota; Metazoa; Chordata; Aves; Passeriformes; Passerellidae
Gene: INPP1
Product: inositol polyphosphate-1-phosphatase
Biological process (GO): phosphatidylinositol phosphate biosynthetic process
Molecular function (GO): inositol-1,4-bisphosphate 1-phosphatase activity
Source: RefSeq, a predicted model, not a curated record
AUGGCGGGGCUGCUGCCGGCGCUGGUGGCGGUGUCGCAGAAGGCGGCCGAGGUGGCGCGGCGCUGCCGGGCCGAGGACACCGAGAAGUCGGGCCCGGAGCGCAGCGCCCGCUUCGAGCGCGACUUCAAGACCCUGGCGGAUGUGCUGAUCCAGGAGCUCAUCAAACACGACCUGGGGACACAGUUCCCCGAGCUCCGGGGACACAUCCACGGCGAGGAGAGCAGCGAGUUCAGGGACGCCAACGGUGGCACGGUGACAAUCCAGGUCGGUGCCACCCCGGCGGACACGGUGGCCCUGCUGGUGGCCGUGCUGGGCCCCGAGCACACGCGGGCGGCCGAGCUGCUGGCAGAGGCCGUGCACCAGGAGGUGACACUUGGGGACACGGAGCUGGAUGGCAUCGACCCCGGCUUGUCCCCAGGGGACCUCGGGAUCUGGAUAGACCCCAUUGACUCCACCAACGAGUUCAUCGGGGGCCGCGAGGACGUGGCUGCCGUCGAUGGCGUCGCCCCCGGGGGGCUGCGCUCGGCCCUGGUGCUCGUGGGGGCCUUCGAGCGCCGCAGCGGGGUCCCCGUGCUGGGGGUCAUCAACGAGCCCUUCUUCCAGAGGGACCCCCAGACACACAGGUGGCAGGGUCGCUACCACUGGGGGGUGGCUCACGGUGCCAGCCUGUGCUCGCUGUCCCCGCCCGUGCCCCGCGCCCGUCCCCGCGUGGUGCUGAGCCGGGCCGAGAGCGCGGCGGUUCGGGGGGCUCUGGCCUCGCUGGGGGGGGGUCCCCCGGUUCUGGCGGCCGGGGCCGGCUACAAGCUGCUCUGCGUGGCGCUGGGGCUGGCGGACGCCUUCGUGCUGUCGCAGGGCACGACGUUCGCGUGGGACUCGUGCGCCCCGCACGCCGUGCUCCGGGCCCUGGGCGGGGCCGUGCUGCCCCUGGCGGGGGCGCUGCGGGCGGGGGGCGGCCCCGGGGACCCCCCCGAGCUGCGCUACCACCGGCCCGGCCCGGGCACCGGGCCCGAGCGCUGGGCGAACCGGGACGGGCUGGUGGCGUUCGUGCACCCGCCGGUGCUGCGGGCGGUGCUGGCGGCGCUGCGGGGGCUGGGGGAGCUGGGGGGGGUGACAGGGACCCCCGAGUGUGGGGUCAGGGGGUGA